AUGCACGCUACAUUGAAAAGAUUCGCAGCUCACUCGCUUAGAGCUGCUGGGACUGGAGUAAGAGCAUCUCAAAAUUUUUCAGUUACUAACAACUUCAUAAAUAGAACUACAAUCCGUAACAUGGCUUCGCUUGACGCAUCUAAGCUUGAAAUCAUCAAGACGACAAGUCCAAAGACCAAACUUCCAAAUGACCAGUUAGUCUUUGGUAAAACUUUCACUGACCAUAUGCUUGAAAUUGAAUGGACAGCUGAAGCUGGUUGGGGUACUCCAAAGAUCUCCCCAUACCACAACUUGUCAUUGGACCCAUCCACCGUUGUAUUACACUAUGCUUUCGAACUUUUCGAAGGUAUGAAAGCAUACAAGGAUAAGAACGGAAACAUCAGAACUUUCAGACCUGACAAGAACAUGAUCAGAAUGAACAAGUCUGCCGCCAGAAUUGCUUUACCAACUUUUGAUGGUGAAGAAUUGAUCAAGUUGAUAGAUAAGUUCUUGUUAGUUGAGGAAAGCUUCGUGCCAGAAGGAACCGGUUACUCAUUAUACUUGAGACCAACUUUAAUCGGUACCACUGCCUCUUUGGGUGUUGGUACUCCAGACCGUGCUUUAUUGUAUGUUAUCGCUUCCCCAGUAGGCCCAUACUACUCCUCUGGAUUCAAGCCAGUUUCCUUAGAAGCCACUGGCCACGCCGUAAGAGCAUGGCCAGGUGGUGUUGGUGACAAGAAGUUAGGUGCUAACUACGCACCAUGUAUCUUGCCACAGUUAGAAGCCGCUAAGAGAGGUUACGCUCAAAACUUGUGGCUUUUCGGUGAAGAAGGUUACAUCACUGAAGUCGGUACCAUGAACGCUUUCUUUGCAUUCGAGAACGAUGAUGGAACCAAGGAAUUAACUACCGCUCCAUUGGACGGUACUAUCUUGGAAGGUGUCACUAGAGAUUCCAUCUUGCAAUUAUGUAAGGAAAGAUUACCAAAGGAAUGGACUGUCACUGAACGUAAGUUCACUAUCCAUGAAGUUGAAGAAAGAGCCCAAAAGGGACAAUUAAUCGAAGCUUUCGGUGCUGGUACAGCUGCCGUUGUUUCCCCAAUUAAGGCCAUUGGUUGGAAGGGUAAGGACAUUGAAGUCCCAAUCGUUGCCGGUGCUUGUGGUGAAGUAACUAAGUCCGUCUCCGAAUGGAUCAGUGCCAUUCAAUACGGUGAUGAAGAAUACAAUGGGUGGUCCAGAGUAGCCAAAUAG
Messenger RNA from Dujonia railenensis, 1227 nucleotides. The record is from the annotation of a GenBank genome assembly. NCBI's taxonomy places the organism in Eukaryota, Fungi, Ascomycota, Pichiomycetes, Serinales, Debaryomycetaceae.